UUAAAAACUACCCAUUAAUUCCUUGAGCUUCACGUUCUUCCUGUUUAAAUGUCUGGCCUUGUUUAUCUCUGCGUGUCUUUCCAUCUCUCUCUCUCUGCCUUUUCCCAACUUCACCUCUGAUCCCGUCUCUUUGCACAACGCAUCCGUGCAGGACCGAUGGCUCCAGACGUUCCGUGCACAUGACCAAUCUUCUGAUAGGCGACAAGGCAGAAUUAGGCAUGGUCUGGAAGAGGCGUGUCCUUUUCCAAGGGGCAAGGGACUUUGUUUGACGAAAGGACCUUGGCUUGUCCAAGAAGCCGGAAUGGUGCUUAGAGACCCCCAGACGUUUGCCUUUCGAACGUUUUAGUCUCUUUCCUCCAUCAUGUGUGGCUGAUCUACGGUCCCACAGGAAACAGCUUUGAGCCACAAAACCCAGGGCAACGGGGUAGAGAUUUCACACCGUCCGGAGGUGAAAUGACUUACCGUUUCGCAGAAUCUGAGCUUGCUGAUGGGCUGGCUGCAGUUAUUCCUGAAAAGAGAUGAUCAAUUCUCCGUCUGUGGUGGAAAGAGUGCCAAGUUUUUUGCUGUCAUCCACUGGAUCCAAGCUGUCACGGCUACUUUAAGCAUCAUGGGGUCAAGCUCGAUUAUUGGCUACGCCUUAUUCCAGAACACAGCCAGAUCCCCCGAGGUGCGCCCUCUUUUCUACCUGAGCCUCUCCGAUCUCUUCCUGGGGCUGUGCUGGCUCACGGGGGCCCUUCUCUAUAGCAGAGAAACAUCCCAUCCCACUGGAGAAGGAAGCUCCUGCUACAACUUGCAAGCCACAGGACAGAUCUUCUAUGUUGCCUCUUUUCUAUACACAGUUAAUUACACCUGGCAGCUCUACACAGAUUUGAAAGUGAAAUUUAACCAGCACGUACAUAACCAGAUGCCACAGACGUUGAGCUACACAAAUCACGUUGGCCGAAUAGCAAUAAUUUUCUCUAGUCUCAUCCCGAUCCUCCUCGUGGUCCCGGUUUUGGGACUAGGCAACCACUUUCAAUGUUUCCAGAACCUCACCGUAGAACAUGGGUGCCUCCUGUUGCAUAUGGAAAACAUGCUCGGCGCCCGCUCUCAGCAUGUCACCUGCACUGCAUUGUGCUUGUAUAGCACUGGCGUUUUCCUUGUCUCCUUCGUGGCCAGCUUCCUCGCAAUCCUUAUCUUGCUCAUCCGAGCCAGGACCUUGUACAAGCGGUUUGUGAACUCCACGGGCUACGUUGGCGAUCAACAGUGGGCGAUGCUGAAGGUGGUUGAACAAGGCGUGCUUCUGUACCCGGUGGUAUUUUUCUGCUGCUGGGGGCCAGCCUUUAUCUUUGGAGUAGUCAAGCUGGCCCGUAUGGAUAACACCAGUGUUUCCAUGGCGCUUUAUGUUUUAGAGGCCUUGACAGCAUCUUCCCAGGGAUUCCUGAACUGCGCGGUUUACGGCUGGACCCAGCACAUGUUCCACUGCGUGAAACGCCAGGCUUGCCGUGACGUCGACACCCAGACGCCACUCCUGCGUUCUCAGAAGAGAUUCUACGCCAGCACGCUCCCUGUCCUUCCCCAGACUGUGGCUAAACCCUUCUCUGCUCCUACAACUACGGUCUUAUGAAUGAGAGACUGACCCUUUAAACUCCGCUCUUCCACUCCCAUCGCUCCACGAGGCUUUGAUCGGCCAUGCCGGCUAGGCUUUUUAGAUCCUGCCUUGAGGGAGUCGGAUGGAUGACCCCCCAAAGCCCUUCUGGGUCCACUCGUUCACAGCACCACUGAGAAGUGUGGCAGUCAAAGUAUGGGUCGGCAGCAGCAGGUAUGUUAAAUUAAGGGGGUGGCCUGGAGGAGCCCCCCAAAAGUAGAAGUGUUGCAACUGGACAAGAAGAAACUGAAAGAGCCUGUAUAUUUAAAUAAUGACUAUUUAUUUGAGGGAAACAACAGUUGGAUCAGGUGGAGAGGACUCACUUUUAUACUGUAUAAUGUUUUCCCCGUGAGACAUUUUUCCCAGGAUUUUGCAAAGAAUGGGACACAACAUCACUGAGAUCUUGUGGAAUGUCUGCAGGGCAAUAACACCAGCCUGGGAAUUAUCCUUUUAUUUCAGCACUGCUGGUGGAAUAUUUUACAGCUUCCUGCCAGACAGUAAAGCAAAAAAGCAAGUGCAUGGAUUUCCGUUUCUUUGAUUCCAGAAUUGCUAAAAAGCACACCUUCCUUAUCUUCCUACUGUAUUAAACCUCCCCACCCCACCCCAAAAAAAACCCUGUAGGGAAAUAAUGUCCUCCCGUGAUCCCAAUUUACACCAAUUUCAUGGCCUCCAGAAUACCCCCCCUGAAACUCAUGCCAAAACUCAAAAGGCACAAUUUUGUUUUAUUUUUCAAGGUCCCCUGGAAUAAUUUUCAACCCAUCCUAAGACCCCUCAACCCCCAGUGCAGAGAUUAAUGUGCUAAGUCUUUAUGUGCAGAUGAUCUUAACUAGCAUUAUUAGAAGGUGGAUCUUCUUUUAAUAGCACUUGAGUGGGAAUUCUGGGAGUGUAGUUCAAUACCUUACUGGAGGCUGUUUCAUUGCCCUUUUUUUUUUUUUUUUUACAAAUCGAUUAUUCUUUUUCCUUAAACAUAACGUGCCUUUUUAAAAAAAAAUUUCCUCAAGACUGGCCUCCCACAAUCAGGCCUGCUCUGGAAAAAUCAGAACAGAGUUUCCACUAGCCUGGUUGGAAGGGGAGUAGGGCAUUAAGAUUCAUCAGGGAUGUGAGAUGCCAGGUAAGGGGAGACCCUUCCUCUUUUCUUUUUGAUCUAAAGCUCCUCUAAGCAGACUCUUUUAUUCUGCCACUUUUGAGUUUUCUUUCCCUAAAGUUGGUAUUUCAAGGCUUCAGAAGUCACCAGCUGUGGAAGGUGGCAGGAAGUAUUUCCAAUAUAGGAGAGGGAAAAUUAACUGGGUUUACAUCUUCCCUGAACCACAAGUUUAUCUGUCAUCUUUUCCUCCUCCUAACAUUUUAAAGUUAGUUCUAGUUUCAUUUACAUAAACACUGUUGAGUUGCAACCAAUGUGUAUUUGGCUUGCGGGGGGGGGAGCUUAAAGAUAAAUUUGAGUACUGC
Python bivittatus (Burmese python) is the source of this 3073-nucleotide messenger RNA. It is a transcript of the gene TMEM116, whose product is annotated as transmembrane protein 116. The record is from RefSeq and is a predicted model, not a curated record. Lineage: Eukaryota; Metazoa; Chordata; Lepidosauria; Squamata; Pythonidae. Gene Ontology annotation, molecular function: G protein-coupled receptor activity. Gene Ontology annotation, cellular component: plasma membrane. Gene Ontology annotation, biological process: adenylate cyclase-activating G protein-coupled receptor signaling pathway.